Molecule: messenger RNA, 4438 nt
Organism: Notodromas monacha
Lineage: Eukaryota; Metazoa; Arthropoda; Ostracoda; Podocopida; Cyprididae
Source: the annotation of a GenBank genome assembly
CGAAAAUCUGCUCCGGCCGAAUGGACUGGUGGAACAUAUGUUGAAGCAGGUGCUCACAAUGGACUGAGUGAGUCUAAUACUCUGUACUUGGAAAUGGCCUUGGGCUGGACUGGUCUACUUGUGGACCCCAAUCCAGAGUACUUCCAAAACCUCACCAGAUUGAGGAGAAGAACCAGAGUGUUGAAUGCCUGCAUCAGUCCUUCCAACAAAAAGAACUCUCUGGAAAUUGAAUGGAAGAACAUGAACAAGGAUAUCAGCUUGCAUGGAACCAACUUCCAAGCCACUUGUUACCCAUUGUUCAACAUUCUGGAUGCAGCAGGUUUACUGAAAUUGGAUGUUCUUUUUUUGGAUGUUGACGGUGUGGAAAUGAGCAUUUUGGAUGGAUUUCCCUGGCCAGUGUUUAGGAAUUGGUCAUCAAUCAGCGAUUUCAAUUCCUUUGAAAUCGGAUCUGAAAUUUGUUUCACGGAAUUUCGGGAUUCCGAAGCAUGCUGUAUGCAUGAUGACGGAGGGAUGUCGCUGGCGUCGAGACGCGACCUGAAAAGCGUGAGCAUGAUGACCGACUCGUCUGACUCGUCUCGUCGCACGUCGAUUCGCCGCCGGAUCGGGUCCAUCGAGAUCCUGGACAAACGCCCGCCCGUGGCGACGCAACAGUUUGACUCGCACCCUGGCCUCAAGCCGUCCUACGUCCACAUUGCCUGCGCCGUCUCGGGCUACUCUGACAUCACUAGGUACAACUCGAAAAUGAGGGACGAGUACAGGUCCAGGGACAGCAGUCCUGUGAAGAUCCCUUGGUUGCGAGGAGGAGGAGGAGGAGGAGGAUCCUCGGGAGCAGGAGGAGAGAAUGGCGAUCCUUUGGAACUCAGGUCACCGAAUCUCGUGGCUGCCACGUCGCCGGUGAAGGAGCUCAGGAGUCCUCUCAAGGUCCUAGAGAUCCAACAUCAGCAGGAGAAGUUGCUCAGAGGCGGCUACGCAGCCAGCACUUUUGGCCAGGGAAGAAGCGUGAGCGUCGACAGGGCCAAGUUCUUCUCGACGCCGGUGUCGAGUCCGACGACGUCACAGUUCCCGAAUGGACGGCAGCAACACGGACGAGCGACAGAAAACGAUUUUUUAGACACGGAGAAAGAGCGUCGAUCGAGACCGUCUCGCCGAGGGGAAAAGAAAUCUGGGGCCACCAACGGCAUGUCGUCUUCUUCGUCGACAGCGUCCAAUUGCGUCCCCGAAGACAGGGAAUACACCGACGCCAUCAAGUCUGGCAAGUCGUUCAUCCAGCAACGGAUCGAGCGUCUUUAUGGCCAGGCUCGACGGAAAUCGGAUGCGGAGGAUGACGUUGACGCGGCGACAGCGGUGAAGGCGGCUCCGUCGAGGCGUCCCCAGCAACAACCGACGGCGCCUGGGACGCCACCAGUCUUCCGACACCUGCGGCAGGAAUUCCGCGAACAACUGGCUGUGGUGAAGCCCAUGCCUAGAAAGCGAGCUGUCACGUCUGUCACGUUGACGCUGUCGCGUCCCGACGGCGACGAGGCCAAGAAUCCCUCCAAGAGUGUCGUCCAACCGACUUCUCUUGAGGAGAGUAAACCGAGCGAUUCUUCGUCUCCUGAGGAGACCAAGAACAAGAGCUUGUUGUCGCCGGAUCCGACGGCGUCCGAGAUGGACGACGACAUUUCGGCGUCCACCGACUCUUUCUCGUAUCCAAUGGUGAAGGAUGGCGCCUAUUAUGUCAAGGUGAUGGACGACGAAAGAGAAAGAUUGGCUGCUUUGAUUUCCAAGACGGAGGAGGACUUGGUUUCGGGGGUUGUCCCAGAAGAAACGUGCGGGAUGUUGCGAGCGACAUCUGGCAAAGCGCGGCUGCUGGUUGACCAAAAAUUUGCUCAAUUCAAGUCACUGUGCGACAAGAAUCUCAAAAACGAAGCUGCGGAAGGUGAAGAUAAAGUGACCAACGAGGACCUGGCGGGUUUCUGGGACCUGGUGAGCAUCCAAGUGGAGCAAAUCAACGAGAUGUUCAAGGACGUCGAUUCCCUGCGACGAAACAACUGGACGCCGCCUGCGGAGGCAGAGGCGCCGCCGCCGCCACAGUCCUCAUCACCCUCGUCCGCCACACCGUCUCCGUCAACGGCGUCCAAACCUCGUCGCGGAAAUUCCUCGUCGUCCGUUGCCAAGUCGGCGCGGAAAAAGAGCACGCCGUCACCGGCGGCGUCGGCGGCGGCCGAGGAGCGGCGCAAGAUGAUUGCCGAGGCCCGGCGGCGGAUGAAGGAGGAGAAGGAGGCGGCGGCGAUGAUGAUAAAGAAUAAGGAGGUGGACGAUGAGCAGCAGCUGCAACAACAACACCAACAAGAAGAGGUGGCCAUUUUUGACGGCCGGAUGUCGCCCGAGUCUGGGCUUUGACCAAGGAAAGAAUGAUUACUUUGUGUGUGGGGGCUCUGUGUCCUUUUUUUUUUCCCCCUCGCUCUGUGACUUUAAUCCUCUAUGUUUGUUGCGCACAACAACAACAUUGAGGGAGUGUCCAAAGGGUUGUUUUCUUUUUUUAUUGCCUUGUGCUCCCUGCUGAGCGUUGAUGAUGAUGAUGAUAAUGACCAAGAUUUUCCCUUUCUUCGUCUAUAGAGAGUGUGGUUUUUUCCUGGUUCCCCCGGUGUUGAUUUCCGGUUUGACUAGGUGUCGCUGCUUCGAUUCCAAAACUUGAAAAUCAUGCCGUUUUUAAUUACAAGGAGUAUUUCAAGAAAUUUCAGUGGAUCUCGCGUAAUUAUGUGGUUUUUUUCUAGACUUCACAUCAUUUGGAAUUCAAGUUGCAUUAAUGGUUUUUGAAAUGAUAUCAUAACCGACUGGACGCGGGUUGAAACUUACCGAGCGCUUGAAUUGAAUAAGCUGCUUAGUUUCUUGUCUCGUAUUUUAGGUUUCACUCCUUUUCAAGAGCAUUUACCGGAAUGUUGCUUUUAUUUGUUUAUUUAUUGCUGUGUAGGUGUCGCUCCUUUCCAAUUUUUCAGCUGUUCCAAGAAUCAAGCAUUUCUUGCUUUUCAGUUUGUUUUUAUUUUAAAUUGAAGAUAGCAUUUGAUUUCUCCAGAGCCGAGUGAGAUAAAGGUAGUUGUGAAGAUAAGACGGUGACACAGGUGGAAGAAAAACGUUUGCAUUUCAUUUUCCAACUGUAAAGGUGAUCGAUAUUUGAUGGAAUUAACUGCGGAUUUGAUUUCAUUUUGGCAUUGAUUGUUGCGACGCUUAGUCGGUCGAGGGAGGGGGGAAUCAUUUUUUCCUUCUUAUAUUGUUUUCGCCGUUAAUUAAUUUGCCGGUACCUUGCCUUUUGAGGUGCGCAGUGAUUGCCGGUAUUGAUUGAUUGAUCGUAGGAGAAAGAAAGAGAAACUCGCAGAAAAGAAAGAAAGAGAUGAGAUGAGCGUUUUCAACUUUUUCGACAAAGUCUGUGAUACUCGAGAUGUGAGCCGUUUGUUUGCCCCCGUUUUGUGUUUUUUUUUUGCGCGAAAAACGGAAGAAAUCUCAAGAAAAACGAUUUUUUUCUCUUUUUUGUUUUGUUUCCUGGGGGCGGCGUGUUAGCAUUCCAAAGUGUCCGCCGGUGGAAGGCAUAUCAGUUCAGCCCAAGUAUUGCGUCGUUUUUAUUUUCUGUCGGUUGUCCCCGCCCUUGUUCCACUUUGUUCUUUCUUUGUUUUUGAUACAAUUUAUCCAGGCAGGAAAUUUUGAUGACCAGGGAGGAAAUUUUGGGUGGGAGAGGGAUUUGUUGAAAUUUGACCCCUUCUCAGUGUUCCUUGAUGUAGAUAUCAGGCUUGCGCCGCGCGGGGGAAAUUUUAGGAAAAUAUGUGGAAGUUUGAAGCAACUUUUCUUGCUCUUCUCAGGAUGAAUAUUUUUUAAGAUCACUUUUUUUGAAUAACUGACCUGAUGAUCUUACACUGGAAGUAAUCCAGAAUUGGAAUUCGCUUGCUCAGGAAAGGUUAUUAAAAUAUUUCAGCAAUCUUUACAGAAUUCUGCUCCUGAGGUACUUUCUGAGAAAGAGAAAACCCGAAAGAGAACUAAUUCUUAAUUAUUUUUUCUGUUAAUUUAUUCGAAUUAUUAAUUCCAACGAUCUCUUGCUGAAUAUUGUGUAAGAUCACUUGUAUGAUUUGUUGAAAAAACUGCCAUGAUGAUUUGUCAAACUGGAAAUAAUAAUUCUGAAUUGAAGUUCACUUGUUCAGCAAAGGUUGGUGAAAUAUUUUAGCAAACUUUCCUGAAUCCUGCACUUGGGUUUUUUAUUGAGAGGGAAUUAGAAACUGGACUGCAUCUGCUUUGAGAUUUUUUUUCUCUACAUUUAUUAAAAAUAGUAAUUUAUGACUGAUAUCUCAUGCUCAACAUUGUGAAAGAUGGAAAUGACCGGCGUGAUUAUUUGUCAAACUGGAAAGAAUAAGCCAAAACUGAAAUGAACUUGUUCUAGAAAGGUUAAGGGAAAAUUUCAGCAUACUUUCCA